GUUCAAACUCUACUAAAAGCUCCACAGUUUUGCUCUCAUGGAGAGGAACUCUACUACGAGCAAGGAGGCGAACUGUUGUUUCUUCAGCACACCACAGCUGGAUCACGUUAUGGUACCUGUCCUUGUGGUGGAGUUCAUGCUGGGCCUCAUGUCGAACUUGAUAGCCUUGUGGAUGUUCGCCUCCCAGAAGAUCUGGAAGUCCCACUCUGUUUACCUGGCUCACCUGACCACCGCUGAUGCAGUGUUGAUGCUCUGCCUGCCCUUCCGAGCCGACUACUACAUCAAGAGCCGAAACUGGAUUUAUGGCUCUGUCUUCUGUCAGAUUGACCUCUUCAUGCUUUCAACCUGUCGAGCUGCGGGGAUUUUCUUCCUAACCACAGUGGCCAUUGACCGCUACUUCAAGAUACUUCAUCCUCAACAUCGCAUCAACCGCAUGGGCCUACGCUGCAUCAAUGGGAUAUGCUGCGGCCUGUGGCUACUUAUUUUCACCAUGAACAUCUACCUGUUCACAGGUAAUCACCUGAUCAACCUUCAAUGUGAGACCUUCACUAUCUGCAUGGACUUCUCCCUGCUACACGAGUGGUCUGAUAUCUUCUUCAUACUGCAGUUUGCUAUACCUGCUGGGAUCGUUUCUUUUUGUACCUAUAGCAUCACAGCUCACCUGAGGAACAACACUGUCAACUCUAUGGGCAGAAUCAGCAGAGCAGUGUAUUUUGUGAUGGCUGUUGCCUUGGUGUUCAUCUUCUGCUAUCUCCCAAGUACAGUGUCCUGUUUAGCUGUGUUGAUCCUAAAGGCUUUGUACGAUGACUGCUCACACUUUCAUGGGGCCAGUGUGGUGUUUUAUUAUUUGAUUUGUCUGACCUAUUUCAACAGCGCCUUAAACCCAGUGCUGUACUACUUCUCCAGCCCUGCCUUCAACAGAACUGUCCGCAACUUCUUCUGUAAGCUCUUUGGAAAGGAAACACAAGAUGCACAGAGCAACAAUGGAAAUGACAGUGUGGCACCAAAUGGUAAUGCCAAGUAA
Messenger RNA from Alosa alosa (allis shad), 1024 nucleotides. RefSeq names its product hydroxycarboxylic acid receptor 2-like. Gene Ontology annotation, molecular function: G protein-coupled receptor activity. The transcript has a single exon. Gene Ontology annotation, biological process: G protein-coupled receptor signaling pathway. The record is from RefSeq and is a predicted model, not a curated record. Bases 38 to 1024 code for a protein of 328 amino acids. Gene Ontology annotation, cellular component: membrane. Lineage: Eukaryota; Metazoa; Chordata; Actinopteri; Clupeiformes; Clupeidae.